Messenger RNA from Penicillium samsonianum, 3385 nucleotides. RefSeq names its product putative RNA polymerase II mediator complex subunit Nut1 (gene nut1). Gene Ontology annotation, molecular function: transcription coregulator activity. The transcript is spliced from 6 exons. Gene Ontology annotation, biological process: regulation of transcription by RNA polymerase II. Lineage: Eukaryota; Fungi; Ascomycota; Eurotiomycetes; Eurotiales; Aspergillaceae. The record is from RefSeq and is a predicted model, not a curated record. Gene Ontology annotation, cellular component: mediator complex. The coding region runs from base 155 to 3268 and encodes 1037 amino acids.
CUUUCACGAGCCCCGGAGCGCCGACCUGAGACAGAGCUAUCCUUCACAGCGUCAAGGCCAGCGAUCUAUUCCUCUAAGGAAAAAUGCUUAUUGCGAGUCUGUAACUUGCAAACUUAUUUUUACAGCUUCCGGGGUGCAGUGUUAUGUUGUGGAGAUGACAAUGCUGCCGGACAGGGCAAUCCCCGAACAAUGGAGGACCUUCCUCCACCAAUGUUUGGCCAAUCGUAUAGAUAUAGACGAAUUCACGGACUUGUCAGGGCUGAUGUUUGCCCGCUCGCCGGUGCAAGAAAACGAGCUUCUUGACCUGCUCCUUGAAGCUCGCGCUUCCUCCAGUGUUACCUGGGACCCUCUUUUGCCGCUUUACGUCGAUGGACUGUGCAAGGUUGGGAGGGUCAAGUCUUCGUCUGCACUGGCCAGUCUCUUAAAGCACUCUUCUGUUCUGGAUGCGUCGGGAUCUGGUGAGGGUGAUGGCGAGGGGCAGGGCUCACCGUCCAAGUCCAAGAAGCAGAAACCAUCCACUCUCAUGACAGAUAUCAAAGUCAUCCAGGAUGUCAUGGUGUUCAUUUCCACCGGGUCAAUCCCCAAGACGGUGGUUGAGGCCGCAGAUAUCUACUCUGCCACCGUAGACUGGAUUCUGGCUGUCGUGGCGUGGCACAAUCACAACAUGGAUGCCUCACAGCAAACAGGUGGCUUGAUGGGAUCACCUGACGCGGUCUCGUUGUUCGAGUCGCUUGGGAUUUUGCUUGCAGCUUUGUCUGGGACUAACAAAGGACUGGAAGUGCUGUCCAGUGAUUACAAUCAAGAAUUGAAAGCGAAAUUGGGACAGGCUUUGUCAAGCUACCUGCCUCUCUGUAUCGAUGUCUCGCUGCCGCUUCGGCAUCGCCUCGAAGAGUUGCAGAAAGUGUUCAAUCUUUACCCCGGUCAGCCUUCUAAGGCUUUGCAUGGGCCUGCUAUCGACGGCGUGAAUGUCAAUGCCCUCCAGUUUGAGUCUUCUGUCAUGGAUGGCCCAGUUGUUAACACUAGAGCUGGACUCUAUGUAUACAUCAAUUCGAUGGUUGUGGGACGUCCUUUGGUCGAUGAUACCAUUCUGAUCAACUAUCUCACCAAUAGAUAUCAGGGCCACAAUGACGUCCUCAUCGAGGAAAUCAUCACAGCCGCCUUCGACGUCCUCUCCAACGGCGUAUAUCGCAAUGAAUCAGGCCGCACGAUGCUCUUAUUCCGAUCUUUCCUUGUUAACAAGCUUCCCGCUUUUUUCGCAGCUAUCUCGGCAGCAUCCAUGGUGCCGAUCUCCAUGGAAAUGUGUAUCAGCCACGCCUUAAGCCGUCUGGAUCCGAACGCAUUCCCUUCCUUCUCUCAGAUGUUCUCCAUGCAGGGCAGCAGUGUUUUAUCAGAUGCUCGCCAGGAGUUUCUCUUUGCUUGUGCGUCGCACAAGCUCAUACGAGAGUCCAGCAUUGAACAGCUUCUCGGAGAGAACCCCAUGCAGACACUGCCUGGUGGGGGUCCUUAUGUCAAGGACGAUCUCGUUACGCAAAUCAAUAACAAUCAUGAACGUGCUGAGCAACUUAUUGGUGAGAUCGAGUCGAUGGAGGGUAAUGCAGGCGCGAUAGUUGGCGCCGUGGUCGAUGUCAUACAUAAUUUGUGUCAUCAGAAAGAGACAAUGACGCUCAAGAACAUUUGCAACUCGCUCUCACGCCGCCCGCAAACUUUGGACGUCAUGCUGCUGUUCCGAACUACAAAGCAAGUAUUGCAACCUCUUUGUGCUGUCCUUGAUUCCUGGAAGUGGGAUGAGGAUCAGGGGGAAAAUCAGCCUGUAUAUGACGAAUUCGGUAGUAUCUUGUUGCUUGUUCUCGCGUUCAAAUACCGCUAUGACCUGAGUCCUUCUGACAUGGGUAUCUCAAACAACGACUCGUUCUUGUUGAAACUUUUGGACCGGGGCGCUUGCAGCCAGAAGCUGAGCGACUUGAGCGAGAAGCAAAACAACGAUCUUGGCGCUUGGAUAGGAGCGUUGUUCAUUGCUGAGGGCAUCAGUGAAGAGACCAUGUCCUCUUGCAGCCCACACGAAUUCUACAUGCUUGUCACAACACUAUUCGAUCAGAGUCUUGGUGCAUGCGAGUCCGGAAAGCUGGAUUUCGACACUUUGAAAGGCGGGUUUGAAUAUUUGCUCGAGCCCUUCCUCCUCCCGUCCCUAGUCGUCGCAUUGACAUGGCUGGGCAAUCACAUCUGGGAAUCAGAGACCGACCCCACAAUCCCCAUCAAAACCCUCCACUCCCUGGUUAAACCCAGCUCAAUCUCCGGCGAAGCCCAAGCCAUUCACCAAACCGUCCUGAACAUAACCGGUUGCCCACUAGAAGAGCAACUAAAAAACGUCCGAACGAGGAACCAGUCGCGGACAGACAUCAAACCAAUCCUCGAUGCUCUGGAGCCAUACAUCUCCUUCCGCCGCGUCGGCAGCUGUCGCCGCUCCGAACUCGACACCUGGACCUCCCACUCCGCAGGCGGGCUAAUAGCCAGCAUCCGCACAACUCUACAAGCCCUCGUCCUCUGGAGCGCGAACCCAGGAAUCAGCAUGGCCCCACACGCAUACACGCACCGGCAGGUGCUCGCGGGGAUCCGCAUGCUGGGCGCAACACGCGUGCUAGGCGCGAUAAUCGACGAAGUCAAGCAGCAGACCGAGGCAGGCAGCGGACAUAUCGCACUGGACAUUGCGACGACGAUGGUGUGCGCUCCGAUGACGGAGUCCUUCGCCGUCGACCAAAACAGUUACCACCCAGUCGACACGAGCAAGGAAGCUUUGCCGCGGUGCGCGAUCCUGACGCUGCGCGAUGCCUUGUCGCUGCAGCACGAGAACGUGCCUAAGAUCUCUGAGAGUGACCCGCUGCGCGCGGAGGUCGUGGUGCGGCUUGCGCGCAGGGUUAAUAUGCUCAUGGCGCCGCCGUCGCAGGUCUCGAAUAUUGAUGUCUCGAAUAUUAUUCAGAAUAUGCAUCUUGGCGUUGAGGGGCAGGAGGAUCGGAUGGAUCUUGAGCCUUCUGCUGCUGAUGUUUCGCGUAAUACGGUCAAUGAGGAUGAUCCGGAUAAUAUCAAUCAGAUGCUGGAUAAGGCGGCGGCGGAUGCGGCGGCCGCUGGGAUGGAUGGUGGUAUUGGUGUGGGUCAGGAUAUGGGGCUUGAUUCUGGCGCUGGCAUGGAUGCUAUUGAUGAUGUGCUUAAUGCUGCGGAUAUGGCAGUUGGCAAUCCUGAGUUCCUCGAUUUGGAUAUGGAGGGUAUGUUUUAGUCGAUGUGAUGGUUUAUCUUUGGCAUUUAUGGACUCACGGUGUCCAAUCUUGGCAUGGCAUUUUGGUCGAUCUUUUUUGGCGAAUAAUGAUUCAUUUUUUAAACAAUUAAACCUUAG